UCAAGGGCUGCCUAGAAACGGAAUGAGGAAUGACUGGAAAUGGACUAAGGUUGACCACACAGGCGGUUCCAACAACCUGCCUCUAUUCUUGUCUUUUAUUAUUCAGCGAAUCUGAAAAUGGAUUUGUAUUAAUUAACGUGUGUGUGAUCCUACUAUGCUGUAGAAGGCUGGGGUACUAGCCCGCCCAAGCUUCUCAGGGCUGAACUGUCCCCACCUAAUCCAUGGACUUUCAAUCUACAGUAUUCUACUAAUCAGCCACUCCAAGCCGACUUGGCCCCGAGGCAUACUUAUACCAGUCUAUCAUUUCCAUUAAAGACACCAAACAAUUCGACAUCAACAAACAUACGCUCUCAUGGAGACAACUUCUACCUCGAAGCCGAAGCGGAAAGCGAAUGCGUCAGUGGACAUGGAGCCGGCAACGAAACCGAAGAAGGUCUACAGUGAGACUCGGAAGAAGCAGAACAGAAUAGCUUCGAGAAAUUACCGAGAAAAACGAAAGCAGAAGCUGCAGUACCUCCAACAGCUUCUAGAGGACGGCCCCAGAGCACGACAAAAUCUGUCAAUAUCGUCGGAAUCAAAUGACGAGGAGCGUUCGAGAUCAUUAUCAGUAGAAUGUCUAGCAUCUUCGGCGGCUGGUACUCCAACAUCUUUACCGGAUGGAAGCGACUACGAUUAUCACGAUACAAUCAACAUCAAUCCUACAAUACCUACUUCGAAUCACUCUUACAGCAACCACCUCUCGGAAACGCAGUCCUAUCAAUACUCAGAAAGCUCCUGGUACGAGCCCUCUUAUGAUACUGAAGUUCACUUCAAUCCAGCGUGGACAUCGCCACACUGGGCACCGAACACGACAUACACGGUACCACUUGAACCAACGAUGGUGACGCAAGAAUAUCAAUAUCCCAUGGGGCAACUCGUACACGGAUAUGGGUCGUCCUCAAUACCGUCACUUCAACACCAAGGAACCACUCUUGACACAAAUGUGCACUUCAAAAGCUACUAUACCCACGGGGACCGCAUUUCUGGCCAGUCACUCUCUGCACAAGAUUACGGCCAGGAUUACGUCUCUACCAAUUCAGUCUUCAUCUGAGAUUGGCUUACGAAUUCCGCAUCGUCGGACUAAAGACACAGCCGGCGAUAUGAUA
Molecule: messenger RNA, 1145 nt
Organism: Aaosphaeria arxii CBS 175.79
Lineage: Eukaryota; Fungi; Ascomycota; Dothideomycetes; Pleosporales
Exons: 3
Coding region: 353-1090 (245 amino acids)
Biological process (GO): regulation of DNA-templated transcription
Molecular function (GO): DNA-binding transcription factor activity
Source: RefSeq, a predicted model, not a curated record